UUUGUGAGACACGUGUUGCCCUUUGGGCCUGUCUCUUUGAGAAGAGAGAGAGAGAGAGUUGAAGAUCGAUGGCUGAAGGCGCGAUGAUCCCCAGCAACUGAAGAAGAGAAGCCAGAGCUUCAGGCAGAGGCUACUUCCCUGGAGCCUUUCUUCGAUGCCUAUAAUCAGGCAGAAGCUGAAUCCUGGCCUCCAACGUCACGAGAUGUCUCUCCUCCGCCUCUUCGAGACUGUCUCCGAUGACUACGUCACACUUGCCCUCAUCCAGAUUAAAUUGACUGAUGUUACUGAUCCCAUGGUCAAUGAGAAGGUUGCUGAUCAGGAUGAGCUGCGUGAUGUUGUUCUGCUCGUGUUUGCUAACAAACCGGAUCUUCCAAAUGCCAUGAACGCAGCUGAGAUCACCGAUAAGCUUGGUCUCCACUCUCUCCGUCAGCGUCACUGGCGUAGAGGGAAAGAUUGUGGUUGAGCUGAUUUUGCUGGGCAAAUCUGGAUGCAGGUGCAAACAUUAUCUGAUUUUUUUUUAUUGUUCUGUUCUUUUUUUUUUGGUUUCGGGUAUGUGAAUUUGAUUUUGUGAUCGUUGUUCUGAUUGUGCAAGGAGGAGUUUCUUGCACGUAGAACAUAGAAACUACCUUUUUAUAUAGUUUGUAAUCAAAGAUUUACUCUACUUAUUUCUGCUUCACGUUUCA
Molecule: messenger RNA, 683 nt
Organism: Brassica oleracea var. oleracea
Lineage: Eukaryota; Viridiplantae; Streptophyta; Magnoliopsida; Brassicales; Brassicaceae
Product: ADP-ribosylation factor 1-like
Exons: 4
Coding region: 155-463 (102 amino acids)
Molecular function (GO): GTPase activity; GTP binding
Source: RefSeq, a predicted model, not a curated record